CUUUAGCUGCUCACCUAGCUUAGCUCAUUGGACGGGCCAUGCAUGGAUCCCUCCUGCAGCUUCAGUACUUGACCUGAUCUUCUUCUUGUCUUUGAUCCACAGAUCGGGCCAAUCCGUCGUGCUAUCUUGGUCGAUCGAUCUUGAUUUGAGGUGAUCAAGCUGCUGCUUGGUUUCUCGAUCUUGAUCGAUCGAUCGACAUACUGCACCAUGGAUGAUGGGGUUCUGCUUGGUACCAGUUCGACUCGACACAUCUGCAAGGUGUGCCGGAAGGGCUUCCCCUGCGGCCGGUCGCUCGGCGGCCACAUGCGCUCACAUUCCCUGGCGGAGGUGGCGGCGGCCGACGGCGACACCGACGCUGAUGACGACGACGAGGAGCGCCAAGAACGGCGGGGCACGAAUGGCGUCGCGGGGUCGGGCGGGGGAGGUUAUGCGCUGAGGGAGAACCCCAAGAAGACGCGCCGGCUCUCAGGGCUCGAGGGCGGCGGUGGCGAAGACGAGUGCCUUGGUGACCGAGGCGAGCUGCUCUCGUCGUUCGGGCAAGAGUUGGGCCAAGUGCACCGCCAUGCACCUGGACGUGGGGGCUGUGCCGACGGAAGGGACGUCAGCGUGGAGGUGGAAGCGCCGAGGGAGGACGAGGACGAGGACAUGUUCAUCCCAAGUGAAGCGGCGGUCCUGAUGCCGGCGCCGAGGCGGAGGCGCCGCUCGACGCGCGUGCCGGCCCCCGCGCCGCCGCCUGCUGCUGCGCGCGACGCGUUCGACAAGGAGUCGGAGGACGUCGCGCUCUGCCUCAUCAUGCUGUCGCGCGACACCCCAGGCCGGCGGGGCACGCCGGAUAAGGACAUGAGGAGGCGAGACGGCCUCGCAAGAAAUGGCCACUACCACGAUGCCGACUCUGACGACGCCUCUGCUCUCUUCCAAUACGCGGACGUCGGGAUCGCCAAGAGCAAGAAGCGGAAGGCUGCUCCGAGCCACUCUGGCGACGAGAUACGGGGCCGGUACGUGUGCCCAGGGUGUGACAGGGCCUUCCAGUCCUACCAAGCGCUUGGCGGCCACCGUGCCAGCCAUAAACGCAUUAACAGCAGCUGCUGUAUCGCCAAGGUCGCGCCUGACCAGCCGGAGCCGAGCGUCGAGACCAACGCCUCCUUCAGCACAGCGUCGGCACCGGCGUCGCCGGACGUCGACGGCGCAGACAGAACGGUGGUUGCGGUGAAGGCAAAGAAGGUGAUCAAGUUUGAGUGUCCCAUCUGCUUCAAGGUGUUCGGCUCGGGGCAGGCUCUCGGCGGGCACAAGCGGUCGCACUCUAUUGCCGGCGAACUCUACGAGCGUGCCCAUGCCAAUAGCGAUGCCGGCAUUGUUGAGCCGGAGCAGUCUCUGAUUGCUGCUGGAUUUCUUGAUCUCAACCUGCCAGCACCAGGAGCUGAGGAUUGAAGCAUGGUUGGUCCAAGUUUUGAUCUUUAGGAGGAGAAGGCAUGUACAAAACUACAGACUCAGAUUCAGAUUCAGAUUCAGAUUCAUUCUUUGGAGUUUCAGCUUAGAAGUGAUCUUGGAGAAAAUAAACAACAGUUAUUAGUCUUCUUGAAUUCAUGAACCUUUCAGCCAAUAGGUUAUUCUUUUUACUAGAUUUUUCUUUUGGCUUCUUUGCAUAAGAGUGAUAACCAUCUCAGGCUGAACCUGAGCUGAUUCAGUGGAAGCCUUGCAAUUUA
Phragmites australis (common reed) is the source of this 1703-nucleotide messenger RNA. Its product is annotated as zinc finger protein ZAT4-like. The record is from RefSeq and is a predicted model, not a curated record. The transcript has a single exon. Lineage: Eukaryota; Viridiplantae; Streptophyta; Magnoliopsida; Poales; Poaceae. Gene Ontology annotation, biological process: regulation of DNA-templated transcription. Bases 208 to 1428 code for a protein of 406 amino acids.